Messenger RNA from Nerophis ophidion (straightnose pipefish), 3361 nucleotides. RefSeq names its product CLN5 intracellular trafficking protein (gene cln5). Gene Ontology annotation, biological process: lysosome organization. The transcript has 4 exons. The record is from RefSeq and is a predicted model, not a curated record. Gene Ontology annotation, cellular component: lysosome; lysosomal membrane. Bases 681 to 1478 code for a protein of 265 amino acids. Gene Ontology annotation, molecular function: hydrolase activity, acting on glycosyl bonds. Lineage: Eukaryota; Metazoa; Chordata; Actinopteri; Syngnathiformes; Syngnathidae.
CAUACCCCAGAAACUUUGAUCUAAAGAAAGCCAUCACUCCAAAUUACUUUGUUCCAGAAGUUUUGAGGCAUGUCUCUGUGCAGUUUGGCGUAAUGUAAGCGGGAUACUUUUUGACAUUUGCGCAGAAAUGGCUUUCUUCAGGUAACUCGACCAUGCAGCCCAUUUUUCUUCAAGUGCCUCCUUAUUGUGCAUCUUGAAACAGCCACACCACAAUUUUUCAGAGAGUCCUGUAUUUCAGCUGAAGUUAUUUGUGGAUUUUUAUUUGCAUCUCUAACAAUUUUCCUGUCAGUUGUGACUGAAAUCUUUGCUGGUCUACCUGAAUCCCUCAUUUUCCACUUCUUAAUCAGUGUUACAACACUGCUGAUUGGCAUUCUCAAUUCCUUUGCUAUCUUUUUAUACCCCUUUCCUGUUUUAUGCAGUUCAAUUACCUUUUCUCGCAGAUCCUUUGACAAUUCUUUUGCCUUCCCCAUGACUCGGAAUCCAGAAACAUCUGUGCAGCACUGGAUGAAAGAUGCAAUGGUCUGUCAGAAGCCCAGAUACUCACUGACCUUUUAUACACACACAUUAAUUACAAACAAACAUGUCACAGACGCUAUGACCGGCGUCCUGACGCAGACCCUUACUGCCAGGCUUUCUACCCGUUCUGUCCCACGGGCGACCGCGACGGCCGCAUUCCUUUCAUGAGGGACAACGACGUAAUUUCGGUGUAUCGACUGCAGACUCCUGUGUGGGAGUUCAAAUAUGGAGACCUGCUGGGAAAACUGCAUAUCAUGCACGACGCCGUGGGCUUCAGCAGCGCCCAGACGAGUGCCAACUACACCAUGGAGUGGUACGAACUCUUCCAGCUGGGCAACUGCACCUUCCCCCACCUCAGACCCGACUUGCACGCCCCCUUCUGGUGCAACCAGGGAGCCGCCUGCUUCUUCGAUGGCAUCGACGACGCCCAUUGGUCGAAGAACGGAACCCUGGAGAAAGUCUCCGAAAUCAGCGGUCAUCAGUUUAACGAGAUGGCCAAGUGGGUCCAGGACGACAAUGCCACGGGGAUCUACUACGAGACGUGGACGGUGCUCUCUGACCCGAGCCCCGGCGCCAGCGUGUGGUUCGAGUCCUACGACUGCUCGCAGUUCGUGCAGCGCACGUACCACACGCUCGCCCGCCUGGGCGCCAAACUGAGCAGCCGCACGCAGACCAACUACACCAAAGUCUACCUGUACAGCGGGGAGCCCAUCUACCUGGGCAACGACAGCGCCAUAUUCGGCCAGCCGGCGCUCAGGAACCUGGCGGCGGACAUUCGGGAUUUUUACAGCAUGUUCCGAGCGCACCAGUCCAUGGCGGAGUUGGUGCUCAGCGUGAUGGAGGCUUACAAGAAGGUGGUGUUUGACAAGAACUUUUACUUCUACUACAACUUUGAGUACUGGCGGCUGCCCAUGAAGCCUCCUUACCUACGCAUCACUUACCAGGAGGUGCCUUUGCCUUAGCGCACUACCAAAUACUCACAUUACCAGAACACAGUACUAAAUACUUCAAUUUACCAUAACGCAGUACCAAAUACUCAAAACUACCAUAGCACAGUACUAAAUACUUAAAUUUACCAUAUCUCUGUACUAAAUACUUAAAAAACUACUAAAAUGAGAUUUUCUUAUUUAAACGGGGAUAGCAGGUCCAUUCUAUGUGUCAUACUUGAUCAUUUCGCGAUAUUGCCAUAUUUUUGCUGAAAGGAUUUAGUAGAGAACAUCCACAAUAAAGUUCGCAACUUUCGGUGCUAAAAGAAAAGCCCUGCCUCUACCGGAAGUUGCAGACAAUGACGUCACAUGUCACAUAUUCACAUUGUUUUUAAUGGGAGCCUCCAACAAAAAGAGCUAUUCGGACCGAGAAAACGACACUUUCCCCAUUAUUUGAGCGAGGAUGAAAGAUUCGUCUUUGAGGAUAUUGAUAGCGACGGACUAGGGGAAAAAAAACAAUUGCAAUCGCGUUGCAUUGAGACAGAUUCAUAUGUUUUUAGACACAUUUACUAGGAUAAUUCUGGGAAAUCCCUUAUCUUUCUAUUGUGUUGCUAGUGUUUUAGUGAGUUUAACUGUACCUGAUAGUCGGGGGUGUACGUCCACGGGUGUGUUGACGCGCAGUGUCUCAGGGAAGUCCACGGCAGCUGUACGGGCGGCACAAGCUCAGCUGAUAUCCAGCAAGUGGCGACUUUUUAACCACAAUUUUCUCACCGAAACCUGCUGGUUGACAAGUGGUCGGAAUCCAUGUCCGCUCUGAUCCAUAGGAAAGUUUCAACUUCAUGAAUUUUAAACAAGGAAUCACCGUGUGUUUGUGUGGCUAAAGGCUAAAGCUUCCCAACUCCAUCUUUCUACUUUGACUUCUCCAAUAUUAAUUGAACAAACUGCAAAAGAUUCAGCAACACAGAUCUCCAAAAUACUGUGUAAUUAUGCCGUUAAAGCAGACGACUUUUAGCUGUGUGUGUGUGCAGCGCUCAUAUUCAUAACAGCCUGUGACGUCACGCGUACACGUCAUCAUUACGCGACGUUUCAAGAAAAAAGUCCCGGGAAAUUUAAAUUUGCAAUUUAGUAAACUAAAAAGGCCGUUUUGGCAUGUGUUGCAAUGUUAAUAUUUCAUCAUUGAUAUGUAAACUAUCAGACUGCGUGGUGGGUAGUAGUGGGUUUCAGUAAGCCUUUAAAUUUACUGUAACACAGUUCAGUACCAAAUACUCAAAUUACUAUAACGCAGUACUAAAUACUGAGAUUUACCAUAAUGUAGUACUAAAUACUCUAAUCACAUUACUAAAUACUGAAAUUUACCAUAACGCAGUUAAAAAUACUCAAAUUACCAUAACGCAGUACAAAUACUCAAAUUACCGUACAUGUCGUGGUCUUCUGUAGUAAUUUCUGUUUCUGUUCCUACACAAAACGGCGAAGAAGCAAUGCUGCAAGUUGUCUAACAAGUUAACAAUAUGUCAGACACGUUAACAAGGGGAAUAGUGCCAAUAUGUUGAAUAAAAUUGCCGAAUUAAAUACAAUGUGUUCAAGUCAUUCAGGCAGACGGGAGUCUCCCUCUGCUGGACAUUUUGGGACAUUACAGUUACAUUUUUGUAUGUCAUUGUAGAAGUGAAGUGAAUUAUAUUUACAUAGCACUUUUCUCUAGUGACUCAAAGCGCUUUUACAUAGUGAAACCCAAUAUCUAAGUUACAUUUAAACCAGUGUGGGUGCCACAGGGAGCAGGUGGGUAAAGUGUCUUGCCCAAGGACACAGCGGCAGCAGACAAAUAUGUACUGAGGCCAUAAGUAUAUUUGUGUCUCUUUGUUCUUUUCAAUUUUUCACCAUCUUGUCUAUGAAGAAAUGUCAAAAGUAAAUGGUCAAGCUUU